CUUUCUUAAGCAUCUUCCUCUGAUUAUUUUUUCAUCUUCAAAGUUCAAAUCAUCAUACCAAAAAACCCUAAAAGAAAUCACAUAUACAUUAUAUUCUUGUACCAAAAAUAUGGACUCAGAUAGUAACAAUACCAAAUCCGUUAAGAGAAACGUUGUGGACCAACUUGUUGAAGGCUACGAAUCCGCUACUCAGCUUCAGCUUCUCCUCUCUCGUCAACAAUCUAGUCACCACAUCGAUCAGACUCGUAUUGUCUCUGGAGAUCCGGAUCCAGUAAAUAAGCUCAUGGGUAAGAUCUUGGAUUCUUUCCACAAAACCAUAUCGGUUCUUGAUUCUUUUGACCAAGUCGCCAACGUCUCCGUCGUCCUUGAGGGUUCACGGAAUACUUCAUGCGGCGAUGAUUCAACUCCGGUGAGUUGCAACGGUGGAGAUUCGGGCGAUAGUAGAAAGAGACUUGGAGUUGGUAAAAGUAAAAGAGGAUGCUACACUAGAAAAAAGAGAUCACAUACUUGGACUGUGGAAGCUAGAAGAAUUGAUGAAGAUAUAUAUGCUUGGAGGAAAUAUGGACAAAAGCAGAUUCUUAACUCCAAGUUCCCAAGAAGUUACUUUAGAUGCACACACAAGCCAACACAAGGAUGCAAUGCAACAAAGCAAGUUCAGAAACAUGAGCAAGACCCUUCUUUGUUUCAAAUCACUUACAUUGGCCACCAUACAUGUAAUGUUAGUGACGAAACACAAGCAAAGACCGAGCCUCUUGAUCUCGAAAUAGUAUUGGAUUCGGACAAUAAUAAAUUGGCAGCAACCAUUUCUCAGGACCAUGUGGAUCCAUAUAUACAAGAGCAAGGGAACGACAUCAGUAGCCUGAUCGGAGUAGGCGCAAGCAUGGUGAAGGAGGAGGAUUAUAACAAUGGUGAUCAGAAUAAUGACUAUUGUGAGGGUUCUUCCACAUAUAGUGAUUUGUCAUUGGUUUGGCCAGACGUGAUGAUGUCUGAUGAUCGUCAACAUCAUCAGAAUCACUUCUAUCACGGUGAAGCUAGUACUACCACUUCUUAUCAAUUCUCUUUCAUUGACAACGAUCAAUUCUCCUCCUUAUUUGAUUCCUACUGCUCUUACGAAGGAACAAGUGCUAUAUGAACAUCCGAAUCCUGAUUAAUAUAUUGUAGUUAGGUUAUAUAAUAUUUUCUCUUCCUCUCUCUUUGAAUAUGU
Brassica oleracea var. oleracea is the source of this 1204-nucleotide messenger RNA. RefSeq names its product probable WRKY transcription factor 54. The record is from RefSeq and is a predicted model, not a curated record. The transcript is spliced from 3 exons. Gene Ontology annotation, molecular function: sequence-specific DNA binding; DNA-binding transcription factor activity. Bases 110 to 1132 code for a protein of 340 amino acids. Lineage: Eukaryota; Viridiplantae; Streptophyta; Magnoliopsida; Brassicales; Brassicaceae. Gene Ontology annotation, biological process: regulation of DNA-templated transcription.